Messenger RNA from Tremella mesenterica DSM 1558, 609 nucleotides. RefSeq lists its product as uncharacterized. Bases 1 to 609 code for a protein of 202 amino acids. The record is from RefSeq and is a predicted model, not a curated record. Lineage: Eukaryota; Fungi; Basidiomycota; Tremellomycetes; Tremellales; Tremellaceae. The transcript has 2 exons.
AUGUCGGACACACAAUACUCCCCUUCACCUCCUCCAGACGAGUCAGAGAUGAAUCAAGAAGAAAUGAGACCAUUGUCAUCCGUUGAAUUCCUACCUCCUCCAUGCAACUCAGAUAUAAAUCACGAGGAAUUGAGAGAAUUUCUCGAAGAACCUUUGAAAUUCAUCACAUUCCUGAAGCCAGUUCCAAUCCAGGGAUGCAGCCAGCGUAACAGACGACAACGGCAGCGGAUCAUUGAAAAUGCGGCUUUGGAAGUCCUGCAAAGGUAUCCACCCGGCCUAAUUACAACUAGUAGGGAGUAUGCUUUGGAUCAAAUUGACUUUUCAUCGAGUGGAGUUUGUCGUGGGGAAUCAGGUAAUCAGAUUUCCACACAAGAUACUGCAUGUGUCCCCCUGACGAGCAACAUUCAUCCGGAUGGUUAUUUGAGUACUAUCAUCGCCCGACUGAACUUUGUCGUCGAACAGACACUUGGUGGAGCUCGGGCUCGAGGGUUACACAUGACACCAACAGAGCUUCAAAACGCAUGUUCUCAACAGAUUCAUGACAAUGACGUUUGGAGUGAUGAGGAGCCUUUUAAAAUCCAGCAUCUUGACCUCACAGGCAGUGACUGA